AUGUUUGACAUGCAGAUAGGCAGGGAUCCCCGGAUCAGCGGCCCCAUCCUAGCGGCUGCACUUGCAGCAGGUCUGACGAGCAAGGGAGUGCAUGUGGCGCGCUUUGGCUACGCCACAACUCCCGCCAUGUUCAUGAGCACCAUCUCAAAAGGCUACGAGUAUGACGGGGCAGUGAUGAUAACGGCGUCGCAUCUGCCAUACAACCGCAACGGCUUCAAGUUCUUCACGCGCGACGGCGGCUUCGAGAAGGGCGACGUGUCGCAGCUGCUGCAGCUGGCGGUUGCCGAGCACGCGGCCGAGGACGCGCCGCACACGCGCCCGGGCGACAGAUACACCGACGACGCCUUCGUGCUGGCCUCCGCGCUGCACACCGACCCCGGCCUCAUAGACUACGUGGAUUUCAUGCCGGUGUAUGCGGCGCACCUGCGGGAGAUCAUAAAGAAGGGGAUCGACCACCCAGACAACUACGAGCGCCCGCUGGAGGGGUUCAAGAUCAUUGUCGACGCCGGCAACGGCAGCGGCGGAUUCCUGGCCUCCGACGUGCUCGCGCCCCUGGGGGCCGACACCACAGGCGCGCACCUUUCUAGCAGCCAGUACCUGGACCCGGACGGCUGGUUCCCCAACCACGUGCCCAAUCCCGAGGACAAGGCGGCAAUGGCGGCCGGCGUGCGCGCAGUCAACGCAUCGCGCGCCGACCUCGGCAUCGUCGUGGACACGGACGUGGACCGCUCGGCCGUUGUGGCCGGAAAUGGGACGCCCAUCAACUCCAACCGAUACAUCGCCCUCAUGGCCUACAUUGCGCUCAGGAAGUACCCCGGGACGACGAUAGUGACGGACUCGGUGACGAGCAAUGGGCUGACGGAGUUCAUAACGGGCCUGGGCGGCAAGCACUUCCGCUACCGGCGCGGCUACAAAAAUGUGAUCGGCCAGGGGGUCAAGCUCAACCAGCAGGGCGUGCGCACGGAGCUAAUGAUGGAGACCAGCGGGCAUGGGGCAAUGAAGGAGAACUACUAUCUGGACGAUGGCACGUACAGCGCGAGCCAGAUUGUGAUCAUCAUGGUGAAGCGCUACCUGGAGGGCCUGGGCAAGGACAUCUAUGUCAGCCUGCUCGCCGACCUCAAGGAGCCCGUCGAGUCCAACGAGUUCAGGCUCAAGCUCAAGGGGGAUGACUUCCAGAAGGAUGGCCAGGCCAUCCUGGCUGGGUUCCAUGAUUGGAUCGAGGAUGGCGCGGGCGGAGCACAGGUGUGA
Coccomyxa subellipsoidea C-169 is the source of this 1248-nucleotide messenger RNA. Its product is annotated as Phosphoglucomutase, first 3 domain-containing protein. The record is from RefSeq and is a predicted model, not a curated record. The transcript is spliced from 7 exons. Gene Ontology annotation, molecular function: phosphomannomutase activity. NCBI's taxonomy places the organism in Eukaryota, Viridiplantae, Chlorophyta, Trebouxiophyceae, Coccomyxaceae. Gene Ontology annotation, biological process: carbohydrate metabolic process. Bases 1 to 1248 code for a protein of 415 amino acids.